CAAAGACCUAAAUACCCACGUACGUAACACGUUCCUUGCAUCUUCUCUUUUCUUCUCUUCUGGCGACCACCAUCCAAGCAAAUCAACUGCCGAUUCCAAGCAAAAUUUCGAUCACAACCAGGUAGCCUAUGGAUCCUGACGAUCAGAUUAUGGUUUUCAUUCUCCUUUGUUGGUAUUGGGACUCAAAAAGAAAAAGAAAUGAAAAGAUAAGAGACCUGAAUUCGGCAUUGACUGGUCAUGCAUACACACAAGAAUUGUUGCAUGGAUCUUCUACACAGUGUCAUGAGUUGAUGCGUCUUUCACGUGAUGCGUUUGUACUAUUGUGCAAUCAUUUUAAAGAAAAAAAUUGGUUGAAAAGUAGUAGGUCAAUAAGUUUUGAAGAAAAGUUGGCUAUGUUUUUAACAGUCAUAGGCCAUAAUGAACGUUUUCGAAUGGUUAAACGAAGGUUUCAGCACUCAACAGAAACAAUUCAUAGAUGUUUUCAUGAGGUCCUAAAUGCAAUGAUGAGUUUUGCAAGAGAAGUUAUAAAUCCAACAUCUUCUAAUGCAAUUGCAAAUACCUCAGAACGACAUAGAAAGCUAAAACAAAUAUUCCCUGGAGCAAUAGGUGCGCUAGAUGGAACUCUUGUACAUGCAGUCGUGCCUGUUGAUCAACAGACUUGUUAUAGGGGAAGAGGAAAGGGUGAAUGCUUUCAGAAUGUCUUAGCAAUUUGUGAUUUUGAUAUAAUAUUCACGUUUGUAUGGGCCGGAUGGGAGGGGAUUGCACAUGAUUCACGAGUUUUAAAAGAAGUAGCAUUUAACCCGACUUCCGGGUUUUCCUUCCCCCCACCAGAUAAAUAUUAUCUUUGUGACGCUGCAUACACCAACACUCGUGGAUUUAUGACUCCCUACCGUAAUACGAGAUAUUGGUUAGCCGAUUUUCGACGACAACGUGCGUUAACUAAGGAAGAAAAAUUCAAUCAUGCCCAUGCACAACUCAGAAAUGUUAUUGAGCGUUCAUAUGGUGUUUUGAAGGCUCCCAAUCCUAAAGCAAAUGGCCCCCUUUUCUUUUCCAAUCCAAAGGGACAUAGUGAUCGCCUGUUUCGCCGUCCAUAAUUUUAUAAGGAAAUGAAAUAUUCGUGAUCAAUUAUUUGUGGAGUAUGGCGAGAACACUGUGUUUUCUGAAAUACAAGGUGGAGAAAAUGUUGGGCAGUUCGUUCACGACAUAGAAUGGGGUUCACAAGACAUCGAGUAUAUGACUACUUUGCGUAACCAGAUAGCUAGUCAACUAAUUUGAAAUGUUUAAAA
This is a messenger RNA of Helianthus annuus (common sunflower), 1286 nucleotides long. RefSeq names its product L10-interacting MYB domain-containing protein-like. The transcript is spliced from 3 exons. The record is from RefSeq and is a predicted model, not a curated record. NCBI's taxonomy places the organism in Eukaryota, Viridiplantae, Streptophyta, Magnoliopsida, Asterales, Asteraceae. Bases 129 to 1094 code for a protein of 321 amino acids.